GAGCCCAUCGCCGCCGUGACCCCACGCCAGCUGUUCGCCUCGCCCGAUGUUCACAUGCCAGACCCCUCGGACAACGAAGACCGUGGCGAGCCGAAGACACCGCAGACCGUGCCAGAGCCCGGGUACCAGCCCAAGGCAAACCGCAAGGACCAGGAGAAGCAGCCUAGAUUGUCCGACGCCAAACCCGCCGAGAAGCAGCAGCAGCCCACCGCCGUGCCGCAGACCAAACCGACCCACGAGAAGCAGGAGAAGACCGCCGUGCCGCAGACCGAACCGACCCACGAGAAGCAGGAGAAGGCCGCCGCCGUGCCGCAGACCGAACCGACCCACGAGGAGCAGGAGAAGGGCACCGACUUGCCGCAGACCGCACCGACGCACAAGAAGCAGGAGGAGCCCGCCACCGUUCCGCAGACCGAACCGAACCACAAAAAGCAGGAGAAGGGGGACUCCUCGCAAGCAGGCGGGAAUGACGGCAACGAGUCGGACGACGAUGCUGAUGCUGUGGCCCCCCAGAAGGAGCCGCCCAAGCAGCUCACAAGGGGGGCCGUGGACAAGCGGCUUCGCAGAGUGAUGGCUCCAAGAGUUGAUGGAUCGUAUCAGGUGCCGGAGGCCGUGAUCCUGCAGUGGAAGAGCAAGGACACCAAGAAGGACGUCGAACUUUUAUUCGAGAAAGCAGCCUACGACCCCGCGACAUUCGUACGGAAGGUGCGAAAAAUUUACCAGAAAAUCGAAGAAGAAUCCUUCACUACAGAGUACCAGUUCGUCAGCGAAGACGACAUGAUUGCUAUGAACUGGAAGAAGAUCAAGGGGGUCAAGGAGUACUGCAAGGAUCGCCCUGGAUUUCGCAGGCCUCGCUCCCGAAGCCGCCAUGAUUGUGAGAUCACCUUGGUUGUUGAAGGGCAAUUCUUGGGGGGCAGGUGUUGUGUGUAG
Molecule: messenger RNA, 930 nt
Organism: Symbiodinium sp. CCMP2456
Lineage: Eukaryota; Dinophyceae; Suessiales; Symbiodiniaceae
Source: the annotation of a GenBank genome assembly